Messenger RNA from Harpegnathos saltator (Jerdon's jumping ant), 3987 nucleotides. RefSeq names its product SKI family transcriptional corepressor fussel (gene fuss). The record is from RefSeq and is a predicted model, not a curated record. Gene Ontology annotation, cellular component: cytoplasm; nucleus; transcription regulator complex. Gene Ontology annotation, biological process: negative regulation of BMP signaling pathway; negative regulation of transcription by RNA polymerase II. Bases 551 to 2101 code for a protein of 516 amino acids. Gene Ontology annotation, molecular function: DNA-binding transcription factor activity, RNA polymerase II-specific; SMAD binding; RNA polymerase II cis-regulatory region sequence-specific DNA binding. The transcript is spliced from 7 exons. Lineage: Eukaryota; Metazoa; Arthropoda; Insecta; Hymenoptera; Formicidae.
GCCGCCGGGAGGAAGAGGACGAUGUGGAAGAGACGCGUCAAGUACGGCCUGAAAACGCACCCCGUGCGGAGGACGACAGUCGAGAGCUCGCACGAGUAACACCAUCUCCUAAACGUGGCCCGCGACAGUGGUAGACGAGUACGGCACGACCUGAAUCGUCGUGCCGUAAUCAAGAACGUUCGGAGUUGACGCGACCCAAAAACAGCGGCCGUCGGUUGACGAAGAAACGAGUCGUCGUCGUCGUCGUCGUCGUCGUCGUCAUUGAAGACACGAGUUCUGUCGCAGUUGAAAAACGGGGUCCUCAUCGUAGCAGAAAGAAGAGGUGGGAGAAAUAAAUUUCUCUUGUCACAAUCGGAGAAACAAGUGCUCGUCGUAAAGGAAAACUCAGAGAGAAGCUAGUCUGCGUGAUAGUUGAAGACGACAAUCUCUACCUGAAGAAGGCAACCCGGAUCAUCCCCCGACGAUCACGACUUUUGACGACUCGAUUUUUGUGAACGAAAAGCAGACGACACGCUCAGCUAAGCGACGUCAGGACCGCGUCCGCUUCAGGAUGGACGGGCCGGCGGUGUUGUCGAUGCCGCCGUUGGCCGCCUCGCAGAAACCGGCGCAGUCGCCGCAGCCGCAACCGCAUCCAAAGCAGAAUCAGGAGUUGCAGGUGGGCACCGUGUCGCUGUACGGCAUCCACAUCGUGUCGCUGGUGAUCGAGGGCCAAGAGAGACUCUGCCUGGCGCAGAUCAGCAACACCCUGCUGAAGCAGUUCAGCUACAACGAGAUCCACAAUCGUCGGGUGGCGUUGGGCAUCACCUGCGUGCAGUGCACUCCGGUGCAGCUGGAGAUUCUCCGUCGUGCGGGCGCGAUGCCGGUGUCGUCGCGUAGGUGCGGCAUGAUCACCCGCCGGGAAGCCGAGCGCCUCUGCAAGUCCUUCCUCGGCGACAACGCGCCGCCCAGAUUGCCGGAGGACUUUGCGUUCUCCGUCCACCACGAGUGCGCCUGGGGAUGCCGCGGCGCGUUCCUGCCGGCGCGUUACAACAGCUCGCGCGCCAAGUGCAUCAAGUGCACGUACUGCGGCUUGUUCUUCUCGCCGAACAAGUUUAUCUUCCACUCGCACCGGCUCAGCCCGUCGGACAAGUACGUGCAGCCGGACGCGGCCAACUUCAAUUCCUGGCGCCGACACAUGAAGCUGUCCGGCAGCCCGCCGGACGAGGUGGUGCACGCCUGGGAGGACGUCAAGGCGAUGUUCAACGGCGGCACCAGGAAGCGCCUGUUGGGCAGCGCGAGCGCCCGCGAGUCGCCGAGCUCGGCGAAGCAGCCCAGGUCCUCGCCGACCACCACUGCGCAGAUCCCCAAUCUGGUGCCGACGCCGGCGCACCCGCGAGUGCCGCCGUUCCCGGAGCUGCCACUGCCACUGUCCAGGAGUCUCGUCAUGGACUACGUGUGGCAUCAGCAUCAGCAGGCGGCGGCCGUCGCCGCGGCCAAGACGCCCGGCUUCGCCUUCCCGCCCUACGCUCUGCCUUGGUUGGCCAAGAGAGGUCCCGUCUUGUUUCCCGGACCGCUGCCGCCGCCGAUAAGCGGCUCCAGUCCCACGGAACCUUUGAUUCCCACCGUGAACCCGCCGCUACAUCAAUCGGCGUUCCGCCCGGUAAUCCGUGGGCCACCCAUCGUCGAGCAGCUGGUUCCGGAGCGAGCGACGGACGCCGCCGACAAGGAGGAGAACUCUGACGACGAGGUCGACAUCGAGACGACGGAGGACGAGCCGGUGACGCCGCUCAAUGCGAGUCUCCAGAACCUACACUCGGCGUCGAAUUCCGCCAUGAGCAGCCACAGCGGACGGAGUACGUCGCCGCAGUGCUGGAGUCCCCCGCGAGAAACGGAGCGGGAGGCGGAGAAGAUCGCGGAGGAAGCCGCGGCUCUGCGCGACGUGAAGACGGAACUGCCGCCUGCAAGAAGUCCGGAGAGCUGGCACGGCAACCCUUAUUAUCGACAUCUCAAUGUUCUCAAGGGAAACGAGCCGGCAGCGGAAAGGGCGGGUUCCGAUUGCUCGGCUUGUCGUCCACGUAUGUUUUACGGCCAAGUCCACAGUCCGUCCGCGCCGACCAAUUAAUCGAGCUGGCUGGAUUAAUCGACACGCAGCGCAGCGCAGCAGCAGCGCAUGAGGAGGACACAUUUAAUCCGUAUCGUUCCGUAAGCUUGCGACACGUCCGUUGCCUUUCGUCGCACAUUCGUCGAUCUUUCUUUGUCUGCGAAUCCAAGGCUUCAGCGCAACGAUGGUCUCGCCCGAUUUUCUAAGGACUCGAGGAGCGAGCUCCUCCCGGCUUCGACGAGACUUUUUUCGAGGAAUCCAGCGCAAAUUGACUUACCCGAUCGGCCGAUCGAGCUGAAACCGAGAGAGUCGAAUCAAUCGAACCUGAUGUAUAAGCACCGAUCUGUAGUUGUAAAGCCCAUGUCCGCAGAAUGCUGAUCUGUCACUAGCGAAUGUUAGGAAAUGUUUCGUCUCGCGCGUUCCCGACGCACUGGCUAACAAAGCGGACCUCAUCACAUCCUACAUCCGGGUCGUCGUCGAGAGUGGCGGAUUUCUCCGGCAUCUCGAGCAGUGGAUCUUAGUUUUAGCGAACGUGUCUCGUCUUUGCGUGCGCGGCCGCGCGAGCGAGCGAGCGAGCGAGCGAGCGAGCGAGUGAGCGAUCGAUCAUCAGCUCGAAUCGAACGGUGCUCGGCGAGAAGAAUCUUGGCGAAUGUAGAACGAGCGGCUCGGCGAAGUCACGUAUUACGUCGACGCAGGAGGAAGGUCACGUCGAUAUUUGCGAUUCCGGAGAUCCCGUCGCGCGAAUUCGCUGCUCAUCCGCUUUCCGCAUUACGUCGAUUGUUGUCAUUUUCUAGCGGACUACUCGCGGCGCGGUGCGAGCGGACGGACGAGCGCGGACAGACGAAAACGCUUGUCGCUAUCUCGCGGGAACGCACGAUUCGCGUUUCCGAUUGUUUUCUCCGGCGUGGAAAACAGACGAGGAACUGUCUGUACUCCUCCUGUUCCUGAACAUCGCGUUUCUCGGCUCCCAUUUCCUUCUUGGGUCGACUUCGCGCGAUGCGACAGAAACCAGUAUUCGGGGAACCAGUAUCGGUCGCGAAUGUUGGGCCGAUAUAAACAUUCGCGCACGCAAAAAUCAAGGAAUAAUUAGAAAAUUCAAUUGUGGCGAACGCCACAUUGGCGCCAACGUGGCGUCGACGUGCGCUUGCCACAUCGCGUGGUGCCGGUUUUAACUCUUCCCAGCGCGAUCAUCGUGACAAUGAACGAACGAGUGACAGUUCUGAGAAACAAAGGUCCUUGUCUCAAAACGCGUUUGAUUCGUUCAUUAUCACAUCGACCCCCCGACCUUUCGCUCCGUGUAAUAAACCAGGUCAGCGAAAAGCAUCGCGGCAACUGUGUCACCGAGCAAGCUGGAGAGAGUUAAUGAGACAGACUGGCGAGACACGCGUCGUGCUUGCGAGCAUUAUCUAGAUACCUGUUCGCGAUGACUCCCGAUGCACUCCCGAUAAUCGGUGCACCAGGAGCGACGCGCGAUCGACACGCGUCCGUGACGAACUUGAUAUAUUAUGCGCCGACUCGCAGCGAUUUCACCGAGAGAUUCGGUCGCGACACCGCCACCGUCACCGUCGUGGUCGCCGCGCCGCAAUCGCGAUUCGCCAGCAGCCAGUGUAGCUUAGGAUCGACGGUCAUUUAUCGCGAGGACGAUACACAGUGCAAUUAUACUUAAUUACGUCGCGUAAUCGAAUUAGACCAGGAAUUAUACAGAGGAGACACGACGACGAGAGUCGAAGUAGGACGAGCGGAUCCUUCGCGCGCCUCACGUCGUAUUGCCGCAGCACUGUAAGUACCGCCGCUAGAGUAGAGCAACAACACCGACAAGAGUUGCAUCAUACUGAACAUACUGUAGACGACAGCAUGUGUGAAAACAAAAAUUACGAGUGUAAUCCAAGUUCUAAUAAAAUCUUGAU